Messenger RNA from Lactuca sativa (garden lettuce), 1629 nucleotides. The record is from RefSeq and is a predicted model, not a curated record. Lineage: Eukaryota; Viridiplantae; Streptophyta; Magnoliopsida; Asterales; Asteraceae.
AUGGCGUCGGUUCCGGCUUCAUCGACGACUGCGCAAGGCAGGAACAGCGACUACAGCGGCGGCUCGGUGGUUCACGCUACCGGUUCUUAUUCCCGACAUUGGUGGUCAGAGGUAGCAGCGGCGCCGGAGAUUGAAGAUGUGAAUGGUGGCGGCUGGAGGGAGGGUUUGAUUGGAAAUUUUUUUAAAAGGGCAUUGGAUGUUGGUAGUAGUGAUGAAAGUGGUAGAGGGAAAAGACCUCAACCUCAACAUCAACCACAACCACAACCACAACCACAACCACCAAGUUUUCUUAUUAAUAAUCUUCCUUCGGACCGUGCGGAUAGACCAAGAAUUACAUCCUAUCAUCCAAAUCAAAGGGAUGAAAUAAGGAGAAUAUAUUGGAUUAAAGGACCUUCUCAACCAAAAGGUCAUGAUUUUCCAUCAAUAAAAAUUGGUAAUAAGAAUAUACAUUUUGUAAAGGAAUGGUUUGAUGAAUUUAAUUGGUUAGAGUAUAGCACAAAAGAAAACAAAGCUUAUUGUUUAUGUUGUUACUUGUUUGGAGACAUUGUGGGGCAACAAGGGGGAGAGAUAUUUUUGUUGAAAAAUAUGUUAACAUUUCGUGGUCAUGACGAGUCAGAUGGCUCUCUUUCUAAGGGUCUUUUCAUUGAACAAUUAUCAUUCCUUCGGGACCAUAAUGAAAGCAUUUAUAACGUUACAUUACAAAAUGCUCCAAAAAAUGAAAAAUUGACGUCUCCAAAGAUUCAAAAAGAAAUUGUUCAAUGCUUUUCAAAGGAGAUAAUAAAGUCCAUCUGUGAAGAAAUUGGUAAGGAUGUGUUUGCUAUAUUAGUAGACGAGUCUAGUGAUGAAAGAUUUGUUGGAGUUGUGCACGUGAAGGAUACAUCUUCUUUAACUCUAAAAGAAGCCAUUGAUUCAGGAUUUACCAACAAUAACUUGAGUAUAUCUCAGUUAGUGGUUGUGGCUGUAGCAAAGAACCAUGAUGGUGCUAAAGAUUUCUUUGAGCAAUUAGCUUUGGUGGUUAAUGUGGUGUGUGCUUCUUGUAAAAGAAAAGAUAUCAUAAGGGAGAGUUACAAGGAAAGGGUUCAAAAAGAAAUUGGUAACGGUGAAAUUGACACUGGAAGAGGUUUAAAUCAAGAGAUUUCUCUUGUUCGAGUUGGAGAUACAAGAUGGAGUUCACAUUAUAAAACAAUAACAAGUUUGAAGAAUCUGUUUCCGGAGGUAGUCAAGGUUCUUAAUUAUGUUGAAGAAGAGGGAUCUAGUUUACAUAACCGAAAUCAAGCGUACGGUAUUUUGUCAUAUUUCAAGACGCUUGAUUUUGUGUUUUAUUUACACUUGAUGUUGGAGAUUUUUGGUCUCACAGAUACCUUGUCAAGACAUCUUCAAAAAAAGGAUCAAGAUAUUUUGGAAGCGGCUUCUUUGGUGAAAGUGACAAUGAAAACGCUAAAAGCUUUAAGAAAUAAUGGAUUUCCUUCAAUAUUGGAGAAGGUAUUUUCUUUUUGUCAGAAACAUAAAAUUAAAAUUGUGGAAAUGUCCGAAUGUUAUGUUACUCCAAGAAACCGUAGGACAAAGAUUACUAACCAACAUCACUUUGAAGUUGAUAUUUUCAACACGGUUUUGGAUAUGCAAAUUUAA